ACAGAUGACGGCUGGGACCAAGUACACAGUUGGAUCGAUAACUGUUCGCGCAAUCAUGCUACUUGUCGCGCUCGCCGUAUUCGAAUGAAAGAUAUUCCAGUUGAACAACGGCCGAAGCGAUUCCUUCGGGUAGGAGAGAUUGGUGCCGAUGCGGUAAUGCUAUGCGACACCAUCGGAGACGACUUGGACGAAUAUAUGACAUUGAGUCACUGCUGGGGAGGAGUCAAGCCCAUUCGUCUUCUUAAAGAAAAUUACUCCUGGUUCCUGAACGGCAUUGCACUUCAUGAGAUGCCAAAGACAUUCAGAGAUGCGAUUGAGGUAACUCGACGACUAGGGAUAUCAUUCCUUUGGAUCGACUCACUUUGCAUCGUUCAAGACUCAGCUGAGGACUGGGCCGAGGAAUCAAGCAAGAUGCAUCGAGUAUAUCGAAACUCGUAUCUUAACCUCGCUGCCGGGGCAUUGCCCGACAGCACCGGUGGUCUCUUCUACCGGUCACUAUCAGGUGUGCCUUGCCGGAUAACGGUUGGGUCAGGCAACCAAGAGAGGAUUGCGGGAUCCCACUUCGAGUACCCUCCGGGGCACGGUCUCAUUCUAUUCACUAGGGGCUGGGUGGUUCAGGAGCGGCUCCUGUCUACGCGUUUGCUCGUUUCUGGGCAGGAUGAGGUACACUGGGAUUGUUCUGAACUCCAAGCGAUUCUGAAACAACACAAAUACUGGCAAGACUUGGAGACCAAAACCGACCCAGGGCUUAUGGACACAUGGUUUGAAUUAAUUAACGAAUACUCAUUCAAGAAGUUGACCAACCAGGCGGAUAAACUCGUCGCCGUUGCAGGGUUAGCAGAGGACUUAGGCAGGAUCUGGGACGGCAGCAGCCAUUUCGCUGGAAUAUGGGCAUAUCGACUUCGCAGCGGUCUUCUAUGGGAGGUUCGUGAGCCAUUUACGCGGCGAACACUAAAUACGGCCCCCUCCUGGUCCUGGGCUUCGUUAGAGGGUGGUUUAAUGAUGACCAUCAACGAACACUGCGGGGGAUUGGUGGAGAUACUUGCGGUCGACAUGAAACCAGCAAUGUCAUCUCAGCCCUUUGGCUCCGUGACCGGUGGCACGAUACGAUUUCGGGGUCCAUUGACCAAGGCGACGUUUGUCAGG
Canariomyces notabilis is the source of this 1146-nucleotide messenger RNA. RefSeq names its product HET-domain-containing protein. The record is from RefSeq and is a predicted model, not a curated record. The annotation marks the transcript as partial. Lineage: Eukaryota; Fungi; Ascomycota; Sordariomycetes; Sordariales; Chaetomiaceae. The transcript has 2 exons.